Messenger RNA from Syngnathoides biaculeatus (alligator pipefish), 5673 nucleotides. Its product is annotated as cAMP-specific 3',5'-cyclic phosphodiesterase 4B-like. The transcript is spliced from 15 exons. Gene Ontology annotation, cellular component: nucleus; perinuclear region of cytoplasm; cytosol. Lineage: Eukaryota; Metazoa; Chordata; Actinopteri; Syngnathiformes; Syngnathidae. The record is from RefSeq and is a predicted model, not a curated record. Gene Ontology annotation, biological process: signal transduction. Bases 251 to 2674 code for a protein of 807 amino acids. Gene Ontology annotation, molecular function: transmembrane transporter binding; 3',5'-cyclic-AMP phosphodiesterase activity.
UGCCGUGUCUGAGUGAUUUUUACCAGUAUGUUGUUUUUUUUGUUUGUUUUUUUUUUUUAGCCAGCCCUGUUAAACUCUCUGUGUAGCGUCUUUCUUUGUAGAUAUCUCGUGUUCCAAUGCGGGCACUUGCGGCUUUUACACGGGUGCGGCUCGUGUAUGUACCAAAUGAUAUAUUUUUUUUUUUUUUUUUACAAACGUACUGGGUGAGGCUUAUAAGCAGGUGCGCUCCGUGAGAUGGGAAUUAUGGUACAUGCGUACGCGUGAGUGUGAAUGUGUGUAUUAUGUAUUAAAGGUAUUUUGUAGUAUGUGCUGUACGUACAUACAGUACUGUGCGUGUGCAUACAGUAUUUAUGUGUCUGCAGAAAGAGAGAGUGUGAUACGUACACCACACACACACACACACACACGCUGUGGAGCCUCAUUUCACAAAUGUUGUUUCCCAAGACAAUAUUUGAAGAAAUAUUGUCUGGGUCCGUGCGUGGCCGCUGAAAAACAAUUUUUUUUUUUUUUUUGGUUCAUUUUUUUUGAGGGGUGGCAGAGCCACAGAACGAACUCAAUUUGUGAACCGAGGUUUCAGCGUAUUCUCAGUCCAAAGAUAAUUUCACCGCAGCUCCCAACAGACGGAGCAAAAGUCAACGAUGACUUGCUGAUGAGCAAGUGUGAAGGAACAAAGAUGUCGCCGACAUUUUGGAGCCAGGCCGCAAAACGUGCAUUUCAUGAGCGAAAUCGGGCCAAGGACGGAAACGAGCGUCUCCUCACGUCGCACGAGACUGCAGCCUGGGAGGGUGAGAAUGGCCCAUCGUUGUGCUGCAGUCCCUCGGAUCCGCAAGCGUCCCCGGGUUCGGGCCUGGUUCUGCAGCCCAAUCCGGCGAGCCACGGCCAGCGCCGAGAGUCCUUCCUCUACCGCUCCGACAGCGACUACGAGUUGUCGCCCAAGUCGCUUUCUCGCAACUCUUCCGUCGCCGGAGAACCCCACGGAGAGGACUUGAUCGUGACCCCCUUUGCCCAGGUUCUGGCGAGCCUUCGAACCGUCAGGAAUAACGUCACCACAUUGACAAAUGUGCAAUGUGCGUCUAAUAAGAGGUCUCCCGCUGCCAAUCAGCCUCCUGCGACCAAAGUUUGUUUGUCAGAUGAGUCUUACCAGAAGCUCGCGAUGGAGACCAUGGAGGAGCUGGACUGGUGUCUGGACCAGCUGGAGACCAUCCAGACUUACCGCUCUGUCAGUGACAUGGCAUCGAACAAGUUCAAGAGGAUGCUGAACCGGGAGCUGAGCCACCUGUCUGAGAUGAGUCGCUCGGGCAACCAAGUGUCAGAGUUCAUCUCCAGUACCUUCCUGGACAAUCAGAACGAGCUGGAGCCGCCGUGUCCCGUUCCCAAGUCGAGGGAGAGGAAGCGGCGGCGAGGCCGCCAGCAGCAGCAGCAGCAGCAGCAGCAGGGCGGGAUGAUGACGCCCACUGGCGGGGGCAGAAAGGUCAGCUACACGCCGUGCAUCCCCGGAGGCGCCAACAACCGCUUCGGGGUCAAGACUGAUCAGGAGGAACUCCUGUCCAAGGACUUGGAGGGCAUCAACAAAUGGGGGUUGAAUAUCUUCAGGGUGGCGGAGCACUCGCACAACCGGCCGCUCACGUGCAUCAUGUACGCCAUCUUUCAGGAGCGAGACCUGAUGAGGACGUUCAAGAUCCCGAGUGAUACUUUUGUGACCUUCAUGCUCACCCUGGAGGGCCACUACCACUCGGACGUGGCCUACCACAACAGCCUGCACGCGGCCGACGUCGCCCAGUCCGCCCACAUCCUGCUGUCCACUCCGGCGCUGGACGCCGUCUUCACCGAUCUGGAGAUCCUGGCGGCGAUUUUCGCAGCUGCGAUUCAUGACGUGGAUCACCCGGGAGUUUCCAAUCAGUUCCUGAUCAACACCAACUCCGAACUGGCUCUGAUGUACAACGACGAGUCGGUGCUGGAGAACCACCACCUGGCGGUGGGAUUCAAACUGCUGCAGCAAGACAAUUGCGACAUCUUCCAAAACCUCAGCAAGAAACAGAGGCAGACGCUGAGGAGGAUGGUCAUCGACAUGGUCUUGGCGACGGACAUGUCGAAGCACAUGAGCUUGCUGGCAGACCUGAAGACGAUGGUGGAGACCAAGAAGGUGACCAGCUCGGGGGUCCUCCUGUUGGACAACUACACAGACAGGAUGCAGGUUCUCCGCAACAUGGUCCACUGCGCGGAUCUGAGCAAUCCCACCAAGCCCCUGGACCUGUACCGGCAGUGGACGGACAGGAUCAUGGACGAGUUCUUCCAGCAGGGAGACCGAGAGCGGGAACGGGGUAUGGAGGUCAGCCCCAUGUGCGACAAGCACACGGCGUCGGUGGAGAGGACCCAGGUGGGCUUCAUCGACUACGUGGUGCACCCUCUGUGGGAGACCUGGGCCGACCUGGUCCACCCGGACGCCCAGGACAUCCUGGACACGCUGGAGGACAAUCGGAACUGGUACCAGAGCAUCGUUCCCCGGAGUCCUUCCCCUCCCUUUUACUCCGGCGAAGUGGGCGGGGGGCCCCACGCCGAGGGGGAGGGCGCUCCCGUCGCCAGCAAGUUUCAGUUUGAGCUGACGCCGGACGAGGCGGAACGCGAGGUCGCGGCGGCGCGCUCCGAUGGAGACGGCUCUCCGGCCGAGACGUAGCCGGACGGAGCGCCGGGAAGAGCGCGCCGGCCCCUUUUUUGCCAUUUGUUGAAUUGCAGUGGAGCGAUCCUGCAACGCGGGGGCUCUUUGGAGCUUCCUGGCUGCGCGUGAGGCGCCCCCCUGCUGGCGAGGCUCGGAAACCCCGCGGCAGUUUGUUUUUGAAUCCUGCGGGACGGAAGCUGGUGGUGGGGAGGUGGGGGGGGGGGGGGGCGUGGCUUCUGUUGAUUUUCAGAAGCUUGCGAGCAGUGUCACAGAAAUGUGACGGGAAGUGGACGAUAUUCGACGAUUUGUGCACUCCCAACAAGUGGGAAAAAAUUCCCAACUUGCACUUCAGGACGGGACAACUUUGGGUUGCGUUCCGAUUUAAGACUACUGGUCAGCAAGUUAUUGUUUUGUUUUUUUUUAACACGUCUUCAAGAGGAUUGGGUUCCCUUUUUUUUUUUUUAACAACCAUAUUUUUUUGUAAAUGUUUUUCUAAUUUAUUGAACACACUGUAGAACGCGUCCCUUGUUCGCAGUCUUCCUGACGUCCGACCCGAACGUUCGGCGACGGCAUCCCAAAAUCAAAAUCACUUUGACUUCCCGGCACACUUUGCACUUUGUGGCCCCAAAGGAUCAAAAAUUCAUCAGGAAGAAAAAUGAACGGUCAACACGUGCAACCAAAAGAAUCACUCGUGUGUCUAUUUUAGUUUUAGAAAGUCGACCACUUUAAGCGGUUCGUAACUCCAUUUUUCAAAUCCAUAAAGAUUGUAAUUACAGGACUUUGAUGACCUCACCGCGGUCUCGGGAAAGUGUCGGCGUCGAUGUGCGGUCGGAGGAUGACAUCAGGCGAAGGAAAGCCACACAAAAAAAAAAAAAAAAAAUCCCCCGACCGACUUUGCUGAAGGUCGUUUCCCUUCCAUCGGGUCAAAGACUUGGCGCGACUCGCGCACCUGCUGUGGUUGGCACCGUCCCGGUCUCGCGGAUCCACUUUACACGCUGACUCAUUUGAAAGUUGCGCACGUUUAACCGCACGUCGGCCGUUUCGUAAGUUGUUUCUUGUAGCUUUUACUGCGGCACUUUGUCGACAGUUCCGCAGCCGGUCGCUGACCUGUCGGCCCGAACUCUGAGGUACCGCCUCGUCGGGCGCAGCCUUCGCCUCGCGGCGUGAGUCGAGCGCGUUUGCGUUUGCGCUUGCGUGUGUGUGUAAACGGAUCACACGAUUGCACAGAAUCAUGUUGCAUCCAGCCGUGUCGUGCUGACCCUUCAGCUGUUUGUAACUGUAUUUAUUAUCCGUUCCUUGUACGGUAAAAACGCUGACUGUCACUAUUUGUUAUUUAUACGCACUCGCACGUGUCGACAUCGCUUCGUCGCCCUCCCAAAUUCGGGGGAAGGGCCGUGACGUCAUGUUACGCGCUUCCACUUUGAGGAGUACUGGAACUGUUUGGGUUUUCCUGAGAGACUCGCCUGGGCUGCAGAAUCCGUUUUCGGAAUCGUGCGUACGGUGACGGGUCAUUGUACAGCUCGGAAUCAUCAAAUGUACUUUUCCAGUUGUUUCCCUGACGGUUCAAAUGGUAUCUGUUCUGCUCGACAAAUGUUUUGUAUCAGACGAUUAAAACGGGCAUGUGUUACGUUGGCCUCACUCGAGUCUUUUUGGGUGGACCGGCGUGACGGUCCGAGCGCUCCCCCCCGUGCUGAAAAGUCUCCUUGUGAUGAGUGCGCAUCUGGGGAAGGGGAAGGGGAAUUCUGGCUACGUAGCCAACGUGUACUGGGAAAAUCCCCCGGUCUCUUAGUUCCCCUUUUGAACGUACAUGAUAUCCUAACCCUAACCUUCAAACAAAAGUUGAUCAAAAGAUAUACACGUAUAUGUACGUUCGCUGUGUUCGUCUUUCCGAGGCGUCCAAAGCGAACGUGAACACUCGGCGGCAAGUUGUCGAACGGCACGUGUUGAAGCACGGAUGGGGAUGUUUCAGACUGGCCGGAACGUAACAAAAUCUACGUGCGAGCGUGUUAGUCACAAGGAGACUUUUCAGCACGGGAGAGCGCUCAGACUGUCACGCCGGCGACAAAAUGCACAACAUCCGAUCGCUUGAUCAAAACAUACGUGCAAAAACUGACAACUAACAACCACUUCUCAUUUGUUGUCCUUCAGCAUAUCUUGAAAGUGUUUUUCAGCAUUUCGCUCGUGCCGGUUUUGAAUUUUGGAUCUCGAAAGGCCCCGCCCCGCGAGUCGAGUCCCGUGGCCGCAGAAUCGAGGCAGCGUAAACGGGAAGAAUUUAAAAAAAAAAGAAAAGAAAGACAGCGACGCUAUGCGCUCAAGCCUCAGCGGUCUCGAGCACCUUGACCCGGCCCGAUAAGCACCUGAAAUACACGAAGCGCGGGCGGAGAUGACGUCAAACCGCUUGGAGUUUCGGAGAAAGUCAAAGAAGACACAAAAGGAAACUCUUGAUAGCAUCUCAGCUGCUGAAAGGCCGACGCCCGCCACGACGCUGCUGAUACGCAUCCAAAAAUGUUGUCGUGACGCUGCCGAGCAUUCGCUGCAAAAAUUUCCCAGCAACGGAUGCGCGUCGGUCGGAAAAAUACAAAAUGUUCUCAGGCCGGAACGCUUGAGAGUGAGGGGAGGGAAUUCUUGUUCAGCUUUUCAAAACAUUUGCAGCACAUCGUUUCAACGGAAUAAUAACUUUGAAGAUAUUCUUGGCCCGAAAAGACAAAAUUGCAGAGAACACGUUGCGUACUCUGGACAUGCGUUAACAAGAAAGUGGCGCGGCGCUCUCUUGUUUUUCCGGAGGCGACUAUUUACAGUCGGGCGCUGACCUUUUCCACCGCUCGUCCCUGCCAACGGGCAGGAAGUUUCUUUCAAAGCGGAACUCCAGUCAAGUGGUUCGUCAGCGACCGACGUCAUCCGACCGACCCCGCUCCGGCGGCGGCGGCGGCGUCUGGGAGCUGUCUGCUCUCGGGCCCCGACCGGUCGGCCGCGGGCCGGAAGAGAACCGCUUCCUGCAAAACAAAUCUGCCCUCCGU